This is a messenger RNA of Saccharomyces paradoxus, 3093 nucleotides long. RefSeq names its product AAA family ATPase peroxin 6 (gene PEX6). Gene Ontology annotation, biological process: protein import into peroxisome matrix. NCBI's taxonomy places the organism in Eukaryota, Fungi, Ascomycota, Saccharomycetes, Saccharomycetales, Saccharomycetaceae. Bases 1 to 3093 code for a protein of 1030 amino acids. Gene Ontology annotation, cellular component: cytosol; peroxisomal membrane. The record is from RefSeq and is a predicted model, not a curated record. The transcript has a single exon. Gene Ontology annotation, molecular function: ATP hydrolysis activity; ATP binding.
AUGAAGGCAUCGCUUACGUUUAGUCUCUCCGGAAUAUACGCCCCCUGUAGCAUUUCUAGGGAUAUAUAUCUCGAAUACGGCGAUAAAAAAGCUGAAUGUUUAUAUGGGACAAUUAGAUUGCCUCAGUACGGUCCAGGUUGCACGCCUGGUAAAAUUGUACAUUGUGUCCUGGAUGAUUCACUGCCCUUCUGUAGCAUUGUUGUACCUUCCAAACUUUUUGGGUUUAUGCCGACACAGCCCACUAUGGAUUUUUGCUAUUUUGAACCCAUAUUAGACAAUGUAGUACCUGUACUGGAUAGCGUAACGUUUCUGAUUAAUGAACAAUUGUACUCAAAACUAAUGGACCUACCGCAAGAGAUGCAACAAAUACAAUUUUUGCAUUACAAAUAUAACAUCAACUCCAUGGAAACCGUGGUUCAUUCUCGAGAUAUUUUAACAUCUGGUCUUUGCCAAAUUUUAAACUGCUCACCUUUCCCGCAGGGCCUUGUUGAUUUUACAGAAACCCAAUUGAUAUUAGUAAAUGAUACUGAGCAGAAACUAAGUACUCUAAAAUAUGCUAACGAAGAUGAAGAAUAUGCAUUAUCUAAAAUAGGGACAAAUUCUGCUUUAUCAGUUGAUCUUGAAUCUCUCCCCUGCACAAUUUCAAGAGAUCUUUUGCGACCUGCACCUCACAUCAAUGAUGAUGAUUCAAUAUAUGCCUUUACAGACGCUGAAACUCUACUGCGCCUGGAUGUCACAAGUGGAUCGUUUAUAACAGUGUCAAAUAUGGGUUGCGUCAGGCUAGUUAAGCUGUUUGUUUUACUACUCCCCAACGGCUUUAAAAAAAGAACAAUAUACGCACCUCCCAAAAUAAUAGCAAGCUUUCCAGACUGCAGCGUCGUGACAAUAUCAAAGUCCAAUAUAGGCCAUACAGAUAUUCCCAUUGCUAAUCAAGUUUUCAUCUCAAGAGUUGGAGGCUGGCUUCAAUCUCAGAAAUGCUUUCAAAAUAUUAUUCUAACCACCUUGAAAAAGUUUUUUAGCGAGAGCAAAAGGAUUCUUUGUCAAAAUGAUUUAAUCCCAAUCGCUUUUGAUUCAAGUAUGGCUGAUCUCAAUAUAGCAGAGGAAAAUCAUGAGUCUGAUGACGAAGAUGAGCUAGGGCAGUACUACAAGAACGAUUCCCUUGUAUGGUUCUUUGUCACAAGCGCAGAGCUCGAUUGCUUCUCUAAAGAUAAUUCUCAUUUUAUUAUUGAUCCUAAUCGGACGAAGCUAAUAACAACUAAUAUCACUAACAGAAGACCAUUACCCUUGAGUAGAUCCAAUCUUCAGAGAUAUUACGGUUUUGCUGAAACUUUUUACUAUGAUUUGCAUAUCUUCCCCUAUGUAAGACAAUUGGUUAACAUAUUAGAAACUUCCUUCAAUUGUUCUCAAAGGGGAAUCACCCUAAAUGCCUCUGUGUUACUUCAUUCCACUACAAACAAUGUGGGCAAGGCUACAAUGGUGAGAUUUGCUUCAAAAUAUCUUGGUAUACAUCUACUGGAGAUAGAUUGCCUUUCGCUCACUUCAAAUUCAAGACAACUGGAUUCAACAUCUAAGAUUAUUGGUUACAUUAGGGCUAAAUGUGAAAAUGUCCUACCGUACGCAUCACCUGCUGUGAUUUUUUUGGCUCAUUUGGAUUCAAUUUUGCUUGACGUAAACGCUAAUCAAGAUCCAGAGGCAAUAAAAUUACAAAAAUCUAUAAAUUUCGAAAUGUCUAAACUUCUGGACGAUUUUACGUUUAAAUUCCCAGGAACUACAUUUGUUGGCUCCGUAAAUAACAUAGAUAACGUGCCUUCCAGCUUUAGAUCACAUAUGAGAUUUGAGAUUCUCGUACCCGUUCCGUCUGAAGCACAGAGACUGCGUAUCUUUCAGUGGUACUUAUCUUCACAUGAACUAAACAGAGAUGUCCAACAAAAGGUUCCAGUAUCUUACAUGGAUAAUAUUUCAUUUUCAUCACUCUCUUCAUAUUCUGCUGGUUUAACUCCUUUAGACAUCAAAUCAAUUGUGGAAACGGCACGAAUGACGGCUACUGCGCGUUUUUACCAAGAAUCAAAGAAGUAUGGAUGGCUUCCGCAAUCAAUUUUGAUCACUCAGGAGGAUUUAUCAAAAGCUACUUCGAAAGCUAGGAACGAAUUCUCGGUUUCGAUUGGUGCCCCACAAAUCCCUAACGUAACUUGGGAUGAUAUAGGUGGUAUUGAUUUUGUUAAAGGUGAAAUAUUGGACACAAUAGACAUGCCGCUAAAACAUCCUGAAUUAUUUACCUCAGGUAUGAAAAAGAGAAGCGGUAUUCUUUUUUAUGGUCCACCGGGUACAGGUAAAACUCUAAUGGCUAAGGCCAUUGCAACAAAUUUUUCUUUAAAUUUUUUCAGUGUUAAAGGCCCUGAACUGUUAAAUAUGUACAUUGGUGAGAGUGAAGCUAAUGUGCGCAGAGUGUUUCAAAAGGCGAGAGAGGCUAAACCUUGUGUCAUAUUUUUCGAUGAAAUCGAUUCAGUAGCACCCAAACGUGGUAAUCAAGGUGAUUCGGGUGGUGUUAUGGAUCGUAUCGUUUCACAGUUACUAGCAGAGUUAGAUGGGAUGAGUACCGACGCUGACGGUGUAUUCGUUAUCGGAGCAACAAACAGACCAGACUUAUUGGACGAAGCACUACUAAGACCAGGAAGAUUUGAUAAAUUGUUAUAUUUAGGUAUUCCGGAUACGGAUACCAAACAAUUGAAUAUUUUAGAGGCUCUGACGCGCAAAUUCGUGCUCGACAACGACGUAAAGCUUAUUGAGUUGGCAAAGCUAUGUCCAUUUAAUUACACCGGGGCAGAUUUUUAUGCUCUCUGCUCAGAUGCAAUGCUUAACGCCAUGUCAAGAAUUGCACGCAUGGUAGAAAAGAAAGUUUCUCAGCAUAACGAAUUGACGGAAGAGAAUAUCUCUACACGUCGCUGGUUUGAUAAGAUUGCGACAAAAGAGGAUACUAAGGUUGUCGUAAAAAUGGAAGACUUCUUGAAAGCACAAGAGCAGCUCACCCCAAGUGUGUCGCGGGCUGAACUGAAUCAUUAUGAAGCGGUGAGAGCUAAUUUUGAAGGUGCUUAA